UAAUAAAAAUCCAAAGAGUGGGGAUGAGGAGGAGAACACAGGAGAGAGGAGGAUAGUAGAGAGAAGAACUAGAAACCCUUGUCUCGUGAAGCAGCAGGUGAAGAGAGAAAGGGUGAAGAAGGAAAAAAACAAACCCCAAAAAUAUAUAAAAAAAAGCUUCUCUCUUUCCUUUCCUUUCUUUCUUUCUUCUUCUCCUCCUCAGAUUAUCUCUCUCUCUCUCUCUCUUUCUUUCUCUAAACGAACAAGUUCACAUUCAUUCUUUGCUUCUUCCUUUUCUUACAUAUAUCACGAGAUCCCCAUCUUGCCCUCCCUCAAUCUCUCUUCUUUAAUGUCUUCUUCUUCUUCUUCUUCUUUCUCACAGCCUCUUCUUUUGGGUUUGUGUUUGUCCGUCUCUGCUUGCACCCAUUGUUGCUCUUGGAGUGGCCUCACUGGGUCACAUUGCUGAGUCUCUGUCAAACUAUCCAAAUUUCUGAUAGACUCUGUGAAAAAGAUUCAAGCUUUUUUGUUUUCUCGCUCUCCGUUCUCGGAAAUGUCGCACGCCGGGAAGCCCAUUUCGGAGCCAGGCGUCGACUCCUCGCUCUCCGAUCGCCUCCGUGACUCACUGAGUUGCGAGGCCAACAAGCCCGACUUCCGAGAACUCGAUCUGGGCUCGCCCGUUUCGCCGCUGCGGACUCGCCAGAGCGGUGGGCUCGCCACUGCCACCAGCAGCAGCUCCAGUUCGUCCGGAUCGGUGUCGGGUCGGAAUGGAACCAACCCGGUUAAUGCGAUAAGGUCCGGUUCGGGGCCCAACAACAACCACUCCGGCGAGCUCUCCGGCUCCAGCGAGAGCAGUCCCACAAAUACCCGGAAUAGCUCCAAACCGGGUCACACGAGAUCCAAUUCCGGCUCCGCCCACCCGUUAAUUUACUCGGGUCAGAGCUCCUCCGCCGUGAACUCGUCGCCGAGAUCGAAUGUUCUGCCCACCGGGAACAUAUGCCCAUCCGGGAAAAUCCUCAAGGCGGGUAUGGUUCCGAAUCGGACCUCCAGAACCGACGUUUUGGGCUCCGGGACGGGCUACUACGGCCACGGGAGCAUAAUGCGGGGCGGCGCGGCGGCCAAGAGUGUCGGCGCCGCCGAGGCGGUGAGCUCCAGAACAAGUGGCGGCGGCGGAGGAGAGUUGGGGAAGAGAGGAAUGGGGAGUGUGGAUCCGGAAGAGGUGAAGAGAGCUGGGAAUGAGCACUACAGAAGAGGCAAUUUUGCAGAGGCUUUGAGCUUUUAUGAUCGGGCAAUUGCUUUGGCUCCGGCCAAUGCAGCUUACCGGAGCAACCGGGCUGCGGCAUUGACCGGUCUAGGGCGGCUGGGGGAGGCGGUGAGGGAGUGUGAGGAGGCUGUGAAGUUGGAUCCCAAUUAUGGCAGAGCUCACCACCGUUUGGGUUCUUUGUUUCUUAGGUUAGGGCAGGUGGAGAAUGCCAGGAGGCAUCUUUGUCUUCCAGGGCUGCAGCCGGAUGCGGCUGAAUUACGGAAAUUAGAGGUAGUAGAGAAGCAUCUUAAAAAAUGUACAGAUGCACGUCGUGUAGGAGAUUGGAAAAGUGUAUUGAGGGAAAAUGACUCUGCUAUUGCUGCUGGAGCUGACUUUUCUCCCCAGCUCUCUAUGUGUAGAGCGGAAGCACAUUUGAAGCUCCACCAAAUUGAUGAUGCUGAAUCAGUCCUAUCAAAUAUACCCAAAUUAGACACAUAUACCAACUCCUCACAAUCUAAGUUCUUUGGGAUGCUUUCUGAAGCAUAUACUUACUUUGUCUUGGCCCAAAUUGAGAUGGCAUUUGGAAGGUUUGAGAAUGCAGUUACUUCUGCUGAGAAAGCUGGAAAGAUUGAUCCCCGAAACCUAGAAGUUGCGUCGCUGCUUCAAAAUGUGCGAAUGGUGGUGAGAGCUCGUGCCCGUGGCAAUGAUCUCUUCAAGUCUGAAAGGUUCACCGAAGCGUGCUUAGCUUAUGGUGAUGGUCUGAGGCUUGAUCCUUCAAACUCUGUUCUAUAUUGCAACAGAGCAGCUUGCUGGUUUAAGCUUGGGAUGUGGGAGCAUUCCAUUGAAGACUGCAACCAGGCCCUAUGUAUUAAACCGAAUUACACAAAAGCUCUUCUUCGAAGGGCUGCAUCAAACAGCAAGCUAGAAAGAUGGGUCGAUGCUGUUAGAGACUAUGAGAUCUUGAGGAGGGAGCUUCCUGAUGACAAUGAAGUUGCUGAAUCAUUGUUUCAUGCUCAAGUUGCAUUGAAAAAGUCUCGUGGGGAAGAAGUGCAUAAUAUGAAGUUUGGGGGUGAAGUAGAAGAAAUAUUGGGUCUUGAGCAGUUUAGAGCUGCAAUAUGUUUACCAGGUGUCUCCGUGGUCCAUUUCAAAGCAGCAUCCAAUUUGCAAUGCAAGCAAAUAUCACCUUUCGUGGACACGCUCUGUGGCCGCUACCCAUCCAUAAAUUUCCUCAAGGUUGACAUUGAAGAAAGCCCAGCAGUUGCGAACAUUGAAAAUGUGAAGAUUGUACCAACAUUCAAGAUAUACAAAAACGGUAGCCGAGUGAAGGAAAUGGUGUGCCCCUGUCGCGAAAUGUUAGAACACUCGGUCAGGCAUUAUAGCUUUUAGAACUUAGAAAACUGUACUGUAAUUCUGCUUCAUCUCUGCCGUAUUUUUGCAUCUUUCUUGCUGCUUCCCCACCCCCAGUUCGAUAGGGAACUCCUCACAGCCCUUCCAUUCAGCCUCCCCCCUCUAUUUACCAGCUACCUGUGCCAUAAUCAAAACCGACAAAUAAUCUCAGUUACCAGCCAAUGCCAUUGGAUUCCAGAGAAGUAGCUUAGUUCCGUUCUCAGUUUUUAUUUAUUCAUUCAUUCCUCAUUGCUCUCUGGUUCCAUUUUCUUCUUCGUUUUUCCUCUCGUCUUUUUAUAAAAUGUAGGCUGGCCUGGUUUCUGUAUAUCCAGUUCCAAAAAAAAAAUCCAUGUACAAUUGUUUAGUUCGCCCUUGAGUGGGUUAGAGAGUGAGAGAGGUGAGAGAGAAUGAGUGAAGGAGAGAGAGAGAGAGAGAGACGGCUGGCUGGUUGUAGAAGAGGAUUUGUACAUGUAUAUAUGUGAUGAUACAUGCAAAAAAAAAAAAAAAUGGAAGUAUGGGAGGGGAUUAGAUGGCUGGUGGGUACUUACUGGGUUAGUGAAAGAAGGAUGUCUAUGAAUAUGUUGCAUUAUUAUCAUGACUAUGAAUAUGUUAUUAUCAGAAUUAUCAUUCAACAAUAAAAAUUUCUAUUUUUCUUUUUCUCA
Rosa chinensis is the source of this 3267-nucleotide messenger RNA. Its product is annotated as TPR repeat-containing thioredoxin TTL1. The record is from RefSeq and is a predicted model, not a curated record. Gene Ontology annotation, molecular function: protein binding. Gene Ontology annotation, cellular component: cytoplasm. The transcript has 7 exons. Lineage: Eukaryota; Viridiplantae; Streptophyta; Magnoliopsida; Rosales; Rosaceae. The coding region runs from base 530 to 2605 and encodes 691 amino acids.